This is a messenger RNA of Closterium sp. Naga37s-1, 903 nucleotides long. Lineage: Eukaryota; Viridiplantae; Streptophyta; Zygnematophyceae; Desmidiales; Closteriaceae. The record is from the annotation of a GenBank genome assembly.
AUGUGGGCGAUUCCAGGGGUCCAGGAGGCGCGCUGCUGCUGCUGCUGGGGGUGGCAGGCCCAGGGGCCGCGAGCCACAUCAUGCCUAUCCCUGACUCCUCCCCAUUCCCCCUCCCCCACUUCUUGCUCUCCUCUUACCACUUCUUACUCUCCUCUUACAACUUCUUACUCUCCUCUUACCACUUCUUACUCUCCUCUUACCACUUCUUACUCUCCUCUUACCACAUCUUGCUCUCCUCUUACCACUUCUUACUCUCCUCUUACCACUUCUUACUCUCCUCUUACCACUUCUUACUCUCCUCUUACCACUUCUUACUCUCCUCUUACCACUUCUUGCUCUCCUCUUACCACUUCUUACUCUCCUCUUACCACUUCUUGCUCUCCUCUUACCACUUCUUACUCUCCUCUUACAACUUCUUACUCUCCUCAUACCACUUCUUACUCUCCUCUUACCACUUCUUACUCUCCUCUUACCACUUCUUACUCUCCUCUUACCACUUCUUACUCUCCUCUUACCACUUCUUACCUCCUUCCCUCCCCUUACCCAUCCCCCUGCCGCUUUAACUCUCCCUUCCCUCUUCCCCUUAUCCUCCCUCCCCUCCUCCUCCCCGCUCUCCAGCCAGACCCCUCCCAGUCUGUCCCUGACUGCUCGCCACUCACAUACACACCUCCCCUUCCUUCUCCCCUCCAGCUCCCCCUUCCCCUUUCCCUUCCCCUUCCCCCCACACACCCCCCCUCCGCGCUCACCUGCCAGGCCCUUCCCCAUCCGUCCCUGACUAUUCGCCCCCAUCCUCAUGCACCUCCGCUUCCCCCUCCCCCCGCUCUUCCCCUUCCCUCCCCAUUCCCCUCUCCCUCUCCCCCUCCCCCAUGCUCACCUGCCAGGCCCCUCCCCGUCCGUCCCUGA